This is a messenger RNA of Microstroma glucosiphilum, 2260 nucleotides long. Its product is annotated as DEAD-domain-containing protein. The coding region runs from base 11 to 2176 and encodes 721 amino acids. NCBI's taxonomy places the organism in Eukaryota, Fungi, Basidiomycota, Exobasidiomycetes, Microstromatales, Microstromataceae. The transcript has a single exon. The record is from RefSeq and is a predicted model, not a curated record. Gene Ontology annotation, molecular function: nucleic acid binding; ATP binding. Gene Ontology annotation, cellular component: nucleolus.
AGUGACGAUCAUGGACGACGUUGUCAACAACGAAGCUGGGCCAUCGAACAGCGCCGCAGGCAAGACCAAUGGCGCUCAGGUCGCAGCGCUGUCGAUGCCUGCAGCGCCAUCCACCGAUGACCUGCCCACCUUCGCCUCCAUCUCCCAUCUCCUGUCCCCACCUAUCCUUCUCGCACUUUCUACCCUCCGCUUCUCUCACCCGACUCCGGUACAAGCCCAGGUCCUUCCUCUCGCUCUCUCCGGCCAUGACAUUGUAGCUCGGGCUCGUACUGGUUCCGGCAAGACCCUUGCUUAUGGUCUGCCCAUUGUGCAGAAGAUCCUCAAGACGAAGGAGGCGCUGGGAAAGAGCAGUGGAGACUAUCAGAGGACACGAGGUCUGAUCCUUGUUCCCACUCGAGAGCUGUCAGAGCAGGUAGCAAACCAUGUCGGUCGUAUCUGCGCUGGGAGCGGCGAGGACCUGAAAGUGGUCAAUAUCGCUCGAGAGGCCAGCUCAUCGGUCCUCAAGCUGCUCCUCGCCGACAGGCCAGACAUCAUCGUGGCUACGCCUUCGCGGGCACUGCACUUUGUACAGUCCCAGACUCUACCGCUUGACCACCUCGACUCGCUAGUGUUAGAUGAGGCAGAUCUUCUCCUCUCCUACGGCCACGAUGAGGCGGUCAAGGCCCUCUUCUCGGGCAAUCACCUCCCCAAAACCUAUCAGAGCUUCCUCAUGUCGGCAACGAUGUCACAAGACGUCGAGGCUCUGCGUUCGCUCCUCUCGUCGUCUUCUUCGAGCACACGCAAACCUCAGGUGCUCAAUCUCAAGGAUGACGCUCAUACACAUACCCACCUCGCUCAGUAUUACGUGCAUCUCUCGAAUGAGGACGACAAGUUCCUCUUGCUGUACGUCCUGCUCAAGCUGCGUCUUGUCAGAGGCAAGGUCCUCGUCUUUGUCAAUGAUGUGGAUAGAGGGUACAAGGUGCGGCUGUUCCUCGAGGCAUUCGGCGUCAGAAGCUGCGUCCUCAAUGCGGAGAUGCCUGGCAACUCGCGGUACCAUGUGGUGCAGGAAUUCAACAAGGGCGUGUACGAUGUCAUCAUUGCUACCGACGAGGGAGCAAGGGAUAUCAAGGGUGAUGAGAGGUUGAUGAAGGAGGAAGAAGAGGGUGGACAAGAAGAGGACGAGGAGGAGGAGGUAGCGGAGGCAGAGGAUGAUGAAGAGGCAGAAGGGGAAGAUGACGAGGAAGACCUCGAUGAGGCGAACGAAGCAACAGCAACGUCGGACAAGAAGCGCAAGCGCCCUUCUCCAUCACCAGAAGCUGUGGCCCCAAGCAAGGCCAGCAAGAAGAAGAAGUCCAAGUCUAGCACCGCUACUGCUGCAACAGAGUAUGGCGUCUCUCGGGGAAUCGACUUUGUCAAUGUCUCCUGCGUCGUCAACUUCGACCUGCCGGUCUCUCUGUCUUCCUACAUCCACCGCAUUGGGCGGACUGCUCGUGCCCACCAAAGUGGUAUUGCAUUGAGCUUCAUUGUCUCUCCAGGUGUCAACAGCGAUGGUACAAAGACGGUCACCACUUCUUCUAGCACGACUGGUAUGAAGGGUACCGCCUCCCCCACAUCGGCCCUGGACCCUUCGACAUGGAAGAAGAUCUCCCGGCAUUUCAAGCGUCUCGCCUCUCCCGCUGCUGGAGGUGUGAGCCCACUGCAGGCCUGGAAGAUCGACUGGUCCCUCGUGACGGGCUUCCGAUACAGGAUGGAAGACGCAUUGCGUGCUACGACGCGCCAUCGAGUCAAGGAGGCGCGGAUCAAGGAGAUCAAGCUAGAGAUCUUGAGGAGCAAGCGUCUCAGGGAGCACUUUGAGGACAAUCCACGAGACUUUGAGUAUCUCCGCCAUGAUGGAAAGGUCGGUGGAGGAGGUGCUGCAGGUCAGGGUCACCUGAAACACGUACCCGACUACCUUCUGCCCAAGGGCAUGGGUGUGAGAGGGCUCAAGGCACCUCGUGUAGAAAGCGAAGCGGGUAUACAGGGCAAGGUAUCGUACGAUGAGCAGGGCAGGUCAUUAGGCUAUGUAGGCAUGAGGAAGAAUGCUGCUGGUAGGGGCAGAGGUGGAGCAGCGAGGGGUCGCGGAAGAGGAGGAGCUGGAAGGGGUGGCUCCUCGAUGAGGGGGAAGAAGAAGGAUCCGCUGAGGGUAGGGAAGAAGUGAGGCUCUCUAAAGGAGCAGUAUCCCCUUGGUCUUCGAUUUUCUGCCGCAAAUGUAAAAACCGUUUUGGUUCAUCUUUCAGAGGCC